UUUGCAAUUCUAAAAUAUUGAAAUUAGAUUUAAUCAUGGGAGGAGGAAGCUCAAAUGCCAAGAAAAAGAAAGCAUCCAAAGAGACAAGGAUGAUCACGGUAGUCAGCAAGAAGGUUCCUGAUAGCAAGAUAACUUACUCUGAGAUGCACUCUAUUGGGUGGGAAAGACCAGAAUCCGCUUUGGUUCCAGAUGUUAUCGAAAGACCUUCCACGACUAUUAAUGAGAGUGAAAAUAUAGCAAGAAUCACACCAAUGCUUGAAAUGCUUGAGCUGCACAAUGACCAGGAUCUUGAUCAGGAUUAUGUACUGGAAAUCUGGGGGAAAUAUUUUGGAGAUAAAGAAUUCAUUCGUGAAGUGAAGCAAUACAGAUUCCCGAAAAUAAAACAGCUUAGGCUCCGGUGGCUGAGUGGGUUUAAAGGGGAUAAGGAAAUAAAAGAUAUCAGCGACUUUUUCAAAUAGCAGUGUCAAAGUUUUGGAUAAAGGGAUUUGUAUACAUGGAGGUUCAGGGCAUUUUGAUCUCAGCCAAGUCAAGAAAGGAUUUAAUUCUUUACUUCCAUGUGUGCAAGGUGAAAUAUAUCUUGACACUCUCUACUGAAAUGAAGAAAUGGUUCAGCUCAUAUUCGAGAAAUCUUUCAGAGUGAGAAGAAUAGUGUUUUGAAACUGUAAGAUAGAUAUAUCAGAGUCAUUCUCUCUGUCUCAUGUUCCAAUGUACAAGCUUCAAUCUCUUGAUCUAUAUUGCAGCUGAGCUGAGGACAACUCAGAUUACUUAGAUUACAUAAAAUUACCAAUCUUAGCAAAAGCAAUGUCUAAUACUAACAUUGUAAACACACUAGAGCACUUGCAUGUAAGAGAGAGCUGGUAUAGCAGUAAGGAAGUCUCGAAAAUCUUCAAAGUUGAAAAUGGCUUUAAUGUAGAGAUUAAUGGAUACCAUCGCUUUCCAGAAGAGCUAGAGUAAUCACAUUUCAAUUACGAUUCUAAUAACAG
This is a messenger RNA of Moneuplotes crassus, 983 nucleotides long. The record is from the annotation of a GenBank genome assembly. NCBI's taxonomy places the organism in Eukaryota, Ciliophora, Spirotrichea, Euplotida, Euplotidae.